AUGGGGAAGGUGCUAUCCAAGAUCUUCGGGAACAAGGAGAUGCGGAUCCUCAUGCUGGGCCUGGACGCGGCCGGCAAGACCACGAUCCUGUAUAAGUUGAAGCUGGGCCAGUCGGUGACCACCAUCCCCACCGUGGGUUUCAACGUGGAGACGGUGACUUACAAAAACGUCAAGUUCAACGUGUGGGAUGUGGGCGGCCAGGACAAGAUCCGGCCGCUCUGGCGGCAUUACUACACCGGGACCCAGGGCCUGAUCUUCGUGGUGGACUGUGCCGACCGCGACCGCAUCGACGAGGCCCGCCAGGAGCUGCACCGCAUUAUCAAUGACCGGGAGAUGAGGGACGCCAUAAUCCUCAUCUUCGCCAACAAGCAGGACCUGCCCGAUGCCAUGAAACCCCACGAGAUCCAGGAGAAACUGGGCCUGACCCGGAUUCGGGACAGGAACUGGUAUGUGCAGCCCUCCUGUGCCACCACGGGGGACGGACUCUAUGAGGGGCUCACAUGGUUAACCUCUAACUACAAAUCCUAA
Pipistrellus nathusii (Nathusius's pipistrelle) is the source of this 528-nucleotide messenger RNA. Lineage: Eukaryota; Metazoa; Chordata; Mammalia; Chiroptera; Vespertilionidae. The record is from the annotation of a GenBank genome assembly.